ACAGUUGACAAAUUAAUGAAUUUAUCCUUGUAUAUUUUUUAGAAAUCUUGUAUUUUGUUUAUUUCUAGGUUUUGAAACGAUUUCAUUACGACAAAAUGGCGGCAGAUUUAUCCGUUAUUGGGACCCACAAAGUGAAGAGAAUUCCAAACGGGGAGAGCGUGGAACUGAAGAGCUUGUGGCAGGAUCAGAAUGUGGCCAUCGUUUUCUUCAGGCGUUGGGGCUGCAUGCUGUGCAGGCUCUGGGCUAAAGAGUUAGGGGAAAUAGCGCCUAUUCUCCACAAGAACAAUGUUAAACUGAUUGGCGUUGGUGUGGAAGAAGCCGGUUCAAAGGAGUUCGUCGAAGGGAAAUUCUUCGAUGGAGAUUUGUACUACGUGGAGGACAUGAAUACAUAUCAGAACCUCGGUUUUAAGCGAUUCAACGUCAUUUCAAUCAUCACCUCGCUCUUCUGGAAGCAGUCCAGGGAAGCCAUCUUCAAGGGGCGCAGCAUGGGUCUAGGUGGAGACCUGAAAGGUGAUUGGGUGCAGACGGGCGGGGCGUUGCUUAUUGGAAAAGACGGGAAGUUGCUGCAUCAUUUUGUCCAGACUGGACCGGGUGAUCAUUUGUCCAAUUUGGACAUUUUGAAGAAUUUCGGUUUAGAACACGAGUAUAAACCCGAGAUGGCGAAUCAGAAACGUGACAACCAGGAAUGCACUGCAGAAGCCAAAAACUAGCCACUGGGCGGUCGCGCUGCGGUCCUGCCCACUGGCUCCCAUCCACGUCAUCUGGGCAGAAAGAAAAUGUAAGCAAACUAAAGUAUAGAUACAUUACUGGACUUUUAGGACAUUUGUUUGUAAAACCUAUUACAUAGGUUGUUUAAAGACUGAAUUGUGGUUAGAAAGCUGUAAGCUAUAUUUUUCUGUGGGCUAUAGUUUUGCCAUUGUUAAUAACCAAUUAUUUGAUCUUAUAAUCUGGACUUAAUCGUGUAUAAAACAUGUUUUAUUUACCUUGAUGUUUCCGAGACUAUGGACGUUGCAACAUGUCCCAAAGGUCUCGGGGUAAAGUCCCUUCAAGACCAUGAACUUUACUUGUCUCACAUAUUUUACUGUACUCAUGUAGUCUCGGUGGGACUGUCCCUUCGAAACCAUGGACGUUUCAACACGUCCGAAGCGUCGAAGUAAAUAAAAUAUAUUUUAUACUCAAUUAAGUCCCGAUUUUAAAAUUAAAUAGUGUGUGAAAAUCGUGACAGUUUAAAUCAAUGUAUUAACAAUCAAGUUUUCUAUUCGAGAUGUUAGAAAGGGAGACGUUAUGUCAUUGAUAUGUAUGUUCGAGUUAUCUUUAAUCCAUUUUGUGAACCCUUAAACAAAUGCGAGCCUCAAUUUAUCUAUAAAAUAAUGCAUUGGUUCCCUGGUAAUCGAGUGUCGUGGAUACAAUUACCAUUGCAUUUUUUUUAAGGAAACUUUUUGUUUUGGUGGUCACUAUUUUAUCAUUAUACGUUUAGAACUUGAGAAUGUAGCAGCUAGCCAAGGCCCUCGAUUCGAAAAUUACGUUUUGUUACCUGAAAUGUUUUAGUUUUUGUAACAAAAAAUUCUAAAUGUAAACUAUAUGUAUACUAUACGCCUAAAUCCUAAAAAAAUACGUACGCUCAAGAAAAGUAAAGUUGUAACAACUAAUUGGUUGAUUUGAUUUUGUUUGAAUUAAAAUGGUUGAAUUAAAAAAAAACUCAUUACGAAAAUUACAUUAAAAGUUAUAUCAAAAUUUACGAAAAAAUUAAGAAAUAUUACUAUCUGGCAACACUGGUAGCAACCUAAAGAUCAGACUCUGUACUCUCGUUCUUCAUCCGAUAUCCUUCUGAAACAAUUCGACUCAUCCGAAGAACAGAGUCCAAUGUCCGAUUAUAUAUAUGUAUAGCGAAAAGAGAAUAACUUCGUUUCGAGAAUAAUUUACUUAUUUAAACUAAGGCCCACGUAAAGGUGUUUAGAGAGUUAAUCGAUUACUUAAAAAAAUAAGGUGAUAAAUGGUAUUGUAACGAAAAGUUUCAGAAAAUUAAUUAAAAAUUGACCUUUUGAAAGUAGGGCCGGAUUAAGCCAAGUAAAGGCCCUUAGACAAUGCAAUCCAUAGGGCUGUCUAAAACAAAUAAAAAUAGCAAAACGUAAACAUUAAAUCAAAAUCUCUUUAUUUGGUAUACAAUGAAGUAUUAAAGAAUGUACAAAUUGAUAAUAAAACAAAAGUAUCGAAUGGGUCUACACUUCAGUAAUACAGGACAUAAUGGAGUACAUAUAACCCCCAAGUUAUUGAUUUUAAAAAACAAUUUCCAGUGUUUUUCAGUGACCUAUGUCCACAAUUACAAAAGGUUUGCUAUUUUAAAUUAUAUAUGUCGACUUCUGGAUAUGCCCACUUCUGGUAUGUCCACUGUUCCAGUGAUGUAUCGAACAAUGCGAUUGAAAUUGAAAAAUGUGAGGUCUGUGCAUGAAGUUUGAACUGCACUUAACAUCAAGAUCUUACUCGUUUUUCAAUUUCAUUUGCAAAUAAAAAUUUUGAAAUACAGCUAGCAGGGAUUUUGUAAUUUUUUUUCAUUUUUAACAUUAUUUUAUACUUAUUUUUACUUCAUAUGGUGAAGGAGGUUUUGUAAUAAGAUGUAGUGAGUCGUUUUGAUUUUCUUAUCGAAAUAAGAGACAUACAAAAACAAAAAAACGCUGACUAUUUUUUUUUCCUAUGCGUAAGUUUCAGUAAUGGAACACAUACGUGAAAUAAAACAAAAAAUCACCCAUUUUUUUUGAUGUUAUAUUCCCCAAUAAUUUCUAACGCGUCAUUAUCUCAAAAUAGUAAAUAAAAUUGAACGAUCGGCGCCGAGUUGUCUAGAUGCGGGACGACACAUCUGCGCUAAUGCAUCGUUAGCGUUAGUAAAAAAAAUGUACUAAAAUUUUUUUCUCUGAAGUUUAUUUUGCAAUUGGCCGCUGAUGGCCUUGAAUGCGCCACCGGAAAAAAGGCGAUCUGAAGGUUCAUAACCCCUAAAAUAAACUUAAAACUAAUUAGCGGGCCUGAGGGCGCCCAAGUGGGCACAGACCUCAGCUCAGGGCGUUACUGAAAACUUGAGCCAGUAGGACGUGCUAUAGGAGAGAAUCUACCAGUGUACGUGCUGAGAUUAGGGGCUCUACGACCUCGCCGGCGAGGACGGUUGGUGCGUGAGGAGAUGGACUGGUUAGCGAUCUGCUUGGCCUGAUAGUGAUAGGGUCGUCAGGGUCGUUGAGGACUUCCCUUGGCCGACGGGUCCUACGUACGCGGUGGGGGUGAGUUUAGUACUUUGUUGUUGUCUAUCAAAUACAUAAACUCGCGUGCUGACUCCACCCACUGCCCGUUGUUGUUGCUAUAGCAACAAGUGUCAAUAUUGUUCACAAUUUUUCGGAUGACUUUGAGACGUCAUAACUUAUUUACUUGUUAAGUAUUUGAAAAAAGAAAAACCGAACAUGUAUUUUUUAUGUCCAUUAUAGAGUACGCUCCUUGAAUAACGGUCACCAGUAACGGUUUAUCACCUUGUAUAACGGUCAAUCUUUUAUCCUUGUGACCAGUUGUAAGCCCUAUGCGAGAUAUCCAAGAGAUCCAGCGGUUUAUGUCGCUCUCGCGCAUGUCGCGCCCAGUCGUGCUAACCCUACUGUUGGAUAGUAUAAAGGUAGACAGUUGGUACAUGCUCGCCUAAGAAUGCUGUUGUUAUUCUGCCCUCAAAAAUAUUCAGUGCGUAUGGCUCGCAAGAACGAUACUGGUAUACAUUCGCCUAAAAACCGCUAUGUUAGAUUUGACCUCAAAAAUAUUCAGUUUAUAAUAUAUUUUCACUACAUCUUUUUGCAACACAGUUUUUAUUAUUUUUAAUAUUUGCGUUUGAUAUUUUAUACACUGACGAGCAAAGAAAACGGGUCACUACCAUCUUUUUAUUUAAUAAAACUUUUGUAAAUUAGGCAUUUACUGAUCUCGAUUUCGUUGCGUGUGUACGCCUAAAAAUACUAUUAUACUAAUAUAUAACAAUAAUUUUAUUUUUAAUUCCAAGCUUCGGAGCUAUUAAUGUUUUACGGAAGUUGACGAUUGUUAACCAAUUUCAAUAUAAAGACUUUGGAAACUAAAGGACUUGUCACAUUGCCUGGCAUUGUCUCAACUACUACGUGUACGUCGUCGUAAGCUUAAAGAGAUAGUACAUUGGUCUGUGCCAAACAUGGGAAUUUAAAAUACGUAACGUCAUCUUAAAUGCCAACUGUGUCCAUUUCGCCAUUAAUAGAGUACAGAUACGGUUAUCAAAGGGACUUCCCUUACUUUUGACAUUUCAUGUACUUACAUCAAAUGUCAAAACUACUGUUUCGUCAAGUGUGAAUUACUCGCAGGCUUGCGAUAUUGGCUAAGACUCUGCUGUUAGGUUGAGUGUUAGCUACAAGGUGUUCUGUGAAUUAGUGCGUUUUUUGGCUAAUUUCUUUAUUUCAUAUUUACAUAUACAUUUCCUGUUGACUUAUUUUUUAGUGUGUCUAUUUAAGUAGUUUAUGAGUGUUGUUAAUUGUAUUGGUAAUUCAACAGCUCUGCAACUUUAAAACCUAAUAAGAAAGGAUUUAUUAUAUCACAUUGUGCUCUCACAAUACUCAUUGAAUAGCAGAGUCUACAGAAGUCCUUAAAAUUACUAAGCGGAAAUCUCGAUACUGGCGAAAUCUAAAGGCCCAUUAAGCAAAAAAAAGAAGAAGAAUUACUUGCAUGAAUUGUUAUAAAAUGGACCAAAAUAUUGACAGUGAGAACAAUUAGGUAUUAAUAAAAAUGCGUCGCUGCAGCAUUCAGGGAUUGAUGGCAUUAGAAAAAGCAAAAAUCAACCGAAUGUUACAUUGCACCGCCAUGGAAUAAUACAUUUUUCUUUAAAUAAUCACACAAAAGCCGAAAUAUCUCAUGUUUAUCUCAUAGACUUAUUUAAGUAGUUUAUUCAAAAAUUUGCCAAAUUUUGCUUUGAUUACUUUUGUAUAUUUUGAUGAUUGUUGUUAACGAUUAUUUUGAGACAGCGUUGUUCUUGUAGGCAUACAUAUUA
Molecule: messenger RNA, 5026 nt
Organism: Hyposmocoma kahamanoa
Lineage: Eukaryota; Metazoa; Arthropoda; Insecta; Lepidoptera; Cosmopterigidae
Product: prostamide/prostaglandin F synthase-like
Exons: 7
Coding region: 96-710 (204 amino acids)
Source: RefSeq, a predicted model, not a curated record